AUGUCACUGAAGGGAGAGACGAAACCAGGAACAGGAGCCGUCAAAGUGACGGCUAAAAAACACAGAUGGUAUCUUGGAGGUAUUGCUUCGGCCAUGGCCGCCUCUUGCACCCAUCCGUUGGAUCUUCUAAAGGUAUUGAAAAUCUACACUGUACUUGAAUGAAAUCUUGUAACAAGUUGCGUCACAAUUUCCCGAAGAAUUUCUCCGAGUAUCAGCCAGAGUAUCUCCUUAAAACUUGGGAAGAGUUUUUGCAUUAAAAUGGUACAGAUAAAGCGAUGGGCUUUUAUAUGUCAAAUUAAUAAGUUGAGGUUUUCCUAGUUCAUUAUCUAUGCAGAUUAGCGAAGAUUACAUCAGCUGGCCGGCUACUCUAUAAAUUUUUGGCGACUUCUACGAAAAUUAGUGUGGCUGUUAGGGAAAAUUCUCUUGAGCUAUUGGAUAAGAAAGAUAACAGAUAACAGAUGUCAGAUAAUAUUUUGAAGCACCGUGAUUACAGACUGUGUAAACAUCGGAUCGGAGGCGUUUUACCCUCACACAGCUUCUCACAACAUGCCUCUACACACCCCUGAAAGUAUGCACCUCCCUUCCUCCCUUAUUUUUUAAUUGAGUUGCAUCAGAAAACAGUGUUGACUUUUGAGAGUGUAUCACUUAUGAAGCACAAGAGUAAGAAUAAUUAGCUCAGGAGAAAAAUUGCAAACACAUUAAAACAUCUGGCAAAAUGGUCAUAUUCAGUUUGGACACACAAGCCAAGAAAAAUUGGUCUGACAUCAAGUUGGGGCCAAAGAAUACCCUCAUUUGCUUGAAUUGUGGAAAAGAGGCUUGGUAAACAAAGGGUCAAUGAUAAACCCACAUGUAUAUAUACAACCGGUGAUAAUUUGAAAACUCAGUUAGCAAGAGUUAUCACAAUAUACUUGUGAUUACUUGUGUCUACAAGAUGUAUUUUGGUUGUGUUUUGUGAUUCCUUUUGAACUGUCAGAAAUUUUUCAGUUGGUGUAUCUAUCACUGGAUAAGACAUGUAGAUUUUUCCCAUCUGUGCAUUUUCACAAUUAAUGUAUAAGAUUAAUUUUGUUUUUUACUUACCUUUAAAAUAAAAAAUACUCACAGGCAUCCCAGGGUUGCAGCACCUGAGGCUGCCCCCUAGCACCACCUGGAUCAAGCUACAUUAUGAGACAAAGACAUCAUGCUAAAUAAUGUCUUUUAAAUUGACUACAGAGAGCAGUAAGGAUAUCAGCCCUGCUGUCAUAUGCAAGAUUUAAAGAAUUUGACCAAAUUUUAUGUGAUCCAGUCAGUUACCAAAUAAGCAGUGGAACCCUGCUAACUUGAACACAGUGAACUCAAAUCCCUGGAAACUUGAACAGGAUCCAAUAUCCCUAGAUCCAUUUUUUUAUGUUAUUUACCAUCAGCUAACUCAAACCCCCACUAACUUGAACAAUUUUUUUCUUUCCUUGGGAGUUUGAGUUAGCAGGGUUGUACUGUAAGUAACCUUGACAUUUAUGGCUCAUGUUUUUUCUUUGAUUUUUCAAACUAUCAAAUUAGAAACACUAUGCCAAAUGUGAAUCAAUCACAAGGAGUUUAUUGUUUUUUUACUUUGUAUUUCAAAUGCAGGUUCAUCUUCAGACACAGCAGAAGGUUGAACAGAGAUUGGUAUCCAUGGCAGUUCAUGUUGUACGUACUCAGGGAGUAUUGGCACUUUACAAUGGACUAUCAGCUUCUCUUACAAGACAGGUACAUGUCAAUAGAUUGCUUAUCCUCUUUAUCUUCCUAGCACCUUUAAGACUGGUGGCAUGGGUGAAUCACUGUUAGAAGGUCAUUGGCUGCUUGUCAUCUCAGGUACCUACAUUUCUAAUCUGUGUUCUUCAUCUCUCUCUUAACUUUCCCCCUCCAUGCUUUUUUGGGUGGGCCUGUCUCCCUCUUCUGCCUUAAGGGUCCAUCAAAAGAGACUCUGAUCUAUCUCCAUGUCGCAUGCUCUAUGUCAAGUGUUUAAUAUUGAACAGGUUGAUUCACAGAGCAAUGUUGCUCCCUCUUAGGGGACCAAAAUUGAUAAUUGUGGAGGUGUUAAUCUAAUACAAGCAGUGCAAAAGAAACCUUGAUUGUGAUAAUCAAAUAUUUUUGUUCCUUCAACCUCAGCUGACAUACUCCACAACACGCUAUGGGUUAUAUGAGGUAGGCUCAGCAAGACUAAGAAAAGGAGAUGGUAAGUACUUGAGAUAAAGAUCAUGAAAUUUAAUGGUUUAGACUUUGCAUGCAAGAUGACCUGAAGGAAGGGAAGUGAGAACUUAAAAUGAUAAGUGGGAACUCUGAAUAAUGACUUGGUACUCACAUUGCCCAAAAUUAUUAAUGCAUUCAAUAAUGUCUCCUUGCAAUCUUAUUGGUGCAACAAGUUAUGCUGUGUUGAGAAUUGACUUGCAAACAUUUUUUAUCAAGGAUGGGAGUUAUCUUUAUUAACACACAGUUCAAAAAUAUAAUAAUGGCCCAUAUAUGCAAUUAAGAAGAUAAUGAUGUUAUGUUUAAAUUCAGUCACUAACGCAAAUGGUCAUAUUCGUUCAUUUUGAAAUAAUGAAUUAUUGAUUGCAAUAAUUUUUAUUAUUCAAUAUAUAUUCAUUUAUAUAUACAUUUUUUUCUUUAUCUAUUUAUUUCUGUUUAUAUCUAAGGAACUUUCAUGAGACUUUCCUUUUCACCCUAUUUAGCUCCUCUACCAUUUUACCAGAAAAUUGCAGUUGGAGCAUUGUCAGGUAAAGCAGUUGCCAAAAUAAGUUCACAGAAAAUUAUUCUUAAUAAUGCAAAGGAAUAACCAUAGAAAAACCCAGCAGAUUUUACAGAUAAUUUAUUUUGUUAAAGCUCAAUUGGGUUAAAUGCUUAUGUUGUGAUUAUUGUAAUGUUUCAGGAAGCAAUCACAAUUAACUUGUUCCUAAUAGAUUUAAUUUCUGAAUUUAGAUGAUCUAAAUGAUAAAUCACUUUGUCUUUUCUGUAAGGUUUUAUUGGAGGAAUUAUUGGAAAUCCUGCAGAUAUGGUCAAUGUGAGGUAUUAAAGUUUUGCUUGAUCACUGUUGGUGCUGCAAACAAAGACAUAAUUAAUUCAAAAUAUAUCAAUUAAAUUGCCUUAAAUGCAUUAAUUAAUUUGCUAACUGGUAGCUUUGGACAUUUGGCAUAAUUAACUUCUAAAUGUUUUAUUUUCCUUUCCUUAGAAUGCAAAACGAUGUUAAGAUAAUGGAUGUUGCAAAGAGGAGAAAGUGAGUGUUGCAGGAUAACUGAAUCAAUAAGGAUUGUAUGAAAGCUUCUAGAACCACUUUUAAAAUUUGAGGUUAAGAAUGGUUAGUGCACAAGAAAGUGACAACAGACUCAGCAUGUGAGGGAAAAUGAUUGAGGAGGAUAUCAAGAUUAUUUAAGAUACUGUCAUCAGAUCAAGAGGCUCUUGUGUCUUCCAAUGCCAUUUGGAAGGCCUGGCUGCUUAGACCAUGUAGUGAUUCAGUGGCAAUUCAGUUCUGCAGAAUGAAGAAUUUUCUCUUUUGUAAUAGCUGCAAUAGCAGUGACUUGCAUGCUCUGUUCUUUGCACUUUGUUUGCACCUCUAAUGCAGCAUGUGAUUGAUCAUCUUCUUUUCAGUUACAAGAAUGUAUUUGAUGGUCUUUACAGAACAGCAUCAGAAGGUAAAUUUGUAUUACUCAAUUUAUGCAUUGUUUAGCAAUUUUACUCUUGGUGAAAAUUCACUGGUUCCUGAAUGUUCAAUUUAGUUUUCUAGAACUUUUGCUUUUUAAUAUUCGACAGAGGGUAUUUCUACCUGGAUGAAGGGUGUGCAAAUGACCUCAUCUAGGGCUGUGUUGAUAACAGUGGCUCAGGUAUGCGUCAUCGUUAUUAUUUUACAUCGUUUAUAUCCUAGACUACGAGCAGCCCCCUCCUUUUCGGCAAAGUCCGUCGCGAGAGACCGCUUAUUUUUUCACUGAUUUUUUAAGGCUCGCACGACGGACUUCUGUAAAAAGGAGGGCCUACUCGUGAUGUACCUAUAACCUUUCUGAUCCUUUAAAUCCAAUAGAUCUCUUUAGAUAAUCGAUAUUUUUUUCAUUUUGAUGGGAAAAUUUCAUUCCCUCUUUUCAGUUUACAUUAUGCCUCACAACUUUUAUCGUUCAAGUGCAAAGAAAGUCGCAUAAGUUCAACCUUAGCUUUUUCUGCAACAUUACCUCAAAAGAAAAAACCCAAACCAGCAGAAAACGACAAAAGCAAAAGUCGCGAGCAUGAAAUUAGUUACUGUCUUUAACGCUUAAAUCUAGCCAGCACUGGGCAGUUGUAUAACAUACGCUUCGUGGAGGAGAUUGACAAAUCUGUCUGUUUUAUUCCUCAUCAGGUAGCAUGUUAUGACCAAGUUAAACAGCUAUUACUUGGAUCUGGGUAGGUUAAUCCCUCUGAAAGCCUGUGGCUUGGUGUUUAGAUCAAUAGCUUGCGAGCGAGCCAACGGCUAAAUAUGCCUAGUGAAAACGAUGAAUAUUCCAGCGACAAUCCCCAACUGACUUUGUAUCCGAUAAAAUGAGAACCUUCCAAGGGUUGAAAUGAUUUUAAUUCAAGAAGGUAAAGUUCUUUUCUGUGUUACCAGGGAAGAAAAAAAAUUUCUUAGAGGUGAAUACUUAAAACUAGGCGGCAUCCACAUCAGAAAAAAUCUUUUGGUAUUGCAAUGUGAAAAAGUCAGCAUCGUAGUACACAUUUUAACGUUUCUGGCUCUAAGCUGUUCCCAAAAGUUUUGUCUCGCGAGGCCAAAAGCUCAAAUCUUCUGCAAACCUGGUUUUCGGAAAGCAUUUCGUUUCUCAGAAAAGAUAAAAUCUCCACACCAAUAUCUAAAAGAAUUUCUAUUGUUUACAUUUCUGAUGACUACUAUUUUCGUGAAUUUAUUCCGACAAAUAAUUUCUUCUGAUCAUUUCAAGAAACUGAUCCAUCAACACUCUCUUGAUUGUUUGCAGAUACUUCAGUGACAAUAUCAUAACGCACUUCACUGGCAGUUUUAUAGCGGUAAGAUUCUUUUGUCCAUCAUCGAUGCUUUUAACUUCAUUGAAUUUGAGGGAAAAUUAACAGACUUUUUCGCACCGGAAUAGACGGGAUUGAUUUGUGACCGCUUUGAUUCACUCGCAUACAGGGGACAAUUGCAACAGGCAUUACGCAACCAGUUGAUGUCAUGAAGACAAGACUGAUGGAAGCUAAACCAGGACAGUACAAGGUACUUAUAGAGGAUAUUUUAAUUCUUGCUGUUUAAAGGUUUUCCAAAUACGGAACCCGUACUAAUUCUUCCGACUCCGAGGUUCGAUUUUCAUCAGGUCGAGAGCGCUCUUUCGACUUCAUCGCCGAUGAAAACCAGCCUCUGACGGGUCUUUUGGCUUUUUUGCGACUCUUGUAACUUUAAGAUAAAUGAAAUCUAUGGAUGUUUGUGUUCACAAACUUCAAAUCUUGCAGAGUGUCCUGGACUGCAUUCUCUACACCGCGCGGCUCGGACCUAUGGGGUUCUACAAGGUAUGAAUUAUUUACCUAGACACCUAUUUUUAAACUAUAAAGUUUUGUAAAUAUUUCUGAUUAAGUAAUAUAAGUCAUACAGCUGUACUUGUAACAGGUCCAGACAGUUGUCUAUCUUGUAAUCGUUAAUAGAGUCAGUAACUAGUGGAUGUGUUGUAUAAAAGAUAGCUUUAUUUCCCAGCCCAAUUUUCCAUUAAGAUCCUCGUGGGUUUUUGACCGCAGUCUAUCGUGAUAUCCUCUUUUUCUACGAGUAAUAGUAACUGACAACAAUUCGAUGGGGAAUCAUAACCAUUAUCUCGAGAUGGUCUAGUUUUACAAACCGGUUUCUUCUCCUAAGAGUUUAGUCGAUGGCAAGGACAGUUUUGAUUACUGAUUUUAAUUGUCAGUUUCUGUUGAUCUUAGUAUUAAAUGUCCUUAACUUUUUUUUUUUUCGUUUUUAGGGCUUUAUUCCAGCUUGGAUCCGUUUGGAACCCUACACAAUUUUAACAUGGAUCUUUCUUGAACAACUUCGAGUGUUGUUUCCUCUAAAGGAGUCGUAGACUUUUUGUCUGUGUAGUUACAAUACUAAAUACUACGCUGCGAUAAUUUUUUAUUAAAGGGGGUAAGUUUCUAAAGAAACUGUGGUGCUACAUCGAUCUGGGGUAUUACAAAAUAAAGUGAGUUGAUUAUGUAAACUGGUAUCUGCAAACAGUUUAUAGCUUUAGAAACUCUUUACGAUGGCCAAUUUUCAUUCUCAACUCGGUUGAUAAACUGAAAUUAUCUUGUAAUUAUUUGUUAGUAUAGUUAAUAACACGAUUUCAAGUGCAAUUUAGUGUUAAUAAGUACGAGUAAAUUUUUUCAAGACAACAAAAGUGCACAAGCCCGUAGGGCUAGUUCAAUUUGUAAACUUUGAAAAAUUUACAAGGCCUUAUUUACACCAAAUUGCACUUUAAAUCAAGUUAUUACUUUUUUUUAAAUUAUUUAAAUGAAAUAAGCGUCGCAGAAAGUCAAGGCAGACGAAAUUAUUGCAGCUCGCGCGCCAUUUGUAACUUGCAUUUGUCUUGCAACUUUGACUCGUGUGACAUGAAGAAUGAACUCGUUUUCAGCCAAUCAGAUGCGCGCAAUUUUUUCAGGUAUAUUGUUAGACUGAUGUAAUGCGGAAGGUUACGAUGAAAUUAUAGGAUAAACAAAUUUUGAAACUGAACCAUAAAACAAUGUGACAAGUAAUAUAGAGAAUGGUUUCAAAAAAUUUUGGCUUCUAUUAGAGAAAAGAAAUCACAGACUGAUUUUUUUCUCUUUUUAGAGAUGAAAAUGUGUAUAUUUUUAACGCUUUGUUUGAUUAUGCGUAUGCGCAAUUUCAAAGUGUGAAUGUUAAUAUCCUAAGAAAUCUUAUAUUUACACUUUUAAUACAAUUUAGCCUUGCGUACGGUGUCCUUCUGGCUGUUUUUUUCUUUUUGAGCGGCUAGGAUGCAUUGUAUAACCAGCUGGGGAAAGCUGACGAA
Pocillopora meandrina is the source of this 6965-nucleotide messenger RNA. The record is from the annotation of a GenBank genome assembly. Lineage: Eukaryota; Metazoa; Cnidaria; Anthozoa; Scleractinia; Pocilloporidae.